CCUCUGCACUGGGUGGGGCGACCCCCUUCAAAAGCCCAGAGUCUCCAGCAGCCGCGUCUUCCUCCUCCGGAGCGGGCGAGCUUCUGAUGCAGCUGGAUCUGGAUCGGAGAUGAGGAACAGAAUCUUGCUGAGUCUCGCUUAAACGCGAAUCCUGGGGUCGGGAAAUUUCGAGCAUAAGGCCACUCUUCUCUGAGUUUUCCCUAGAUCUGCCCCACUCCAUGGCAGCCCACCUGCUUCCCAUCUGCACCCUCUUCCUGACCCUGUUCGGCAAGGCCCAAGGCCUUCGGGACCCUCUAGUCCCCAGUCAGCCCUUCACCACCGUCUGGAACGCAAACACCCAGUGGUGUCUGGAGAAGCACGAUGUGGACGUGGAUGUCAGUGUCUUUGAUGUGGUGACCAACCCAAAGCAGACCUUCCGUGGCCCUGACAUGACCAUUUUCUACAGAUCCCAGCUGGGUACCUACCCCUACUACACACCCUCGGGGGAGCCCGUGUUUGGUGGCCUGCCCCAGAACGCCAGCCUGGAUACCCACCUGGCCCUCGCAUUCCAGGACAUCCUGGCUGCCAUCCCUGAGUUCAACUUCUCAGGGCUGGCAGUCAUUGACUGGGAGGCAUGGCGACCCCGCUGGGCCUUCAACUGGGACAGCAAGGACAUUUACCGGCAGCGGUCACGGGCACUGGUGCGGAGCAGGCACCCUGACUGGUCAGCUACGCGGGUAGAGGCAGUGGCCCAGGAGGAGUUUCAGGAGGCUGCACAGGCCUGGAUGGCGGGUACCCUCAGGCUGGCACAGGCACUGCGGCCUCGUGGCCUCUGGGGCUUCUAUGAAUUCCCUGACUGCUACAACUAUGACUUUCUACACCCCAACUACACCGGCCGGUGCCUGCAGACUGUCCAGACCCAGAACAACCAGCUGGGGUGGCUAUGGAACCAGAGCAGUGCCCUAUACCCCAGCAUCUACCUGCCUGCAGCCCUGGAGGGCACGAGGAAGACACAGAUGUUUGUGCGGCACCGUGUGGGAGAGGCAUUCCGUGUGGCCUCGAGGUCACGGGACCCCAGCCUACCAGUGCUGCCCUACUUCCAAAUCUUCUAUGACAUGACAGACCAUUUUCUUUCCCUGGGAGAUCUGGAGCACAGCCUUGGAGAGAGCACGGCUCAGGGAGCAGCAGGCGCGGUGCUCUGGGUGAGCUGGGAGAACACAAAAACCAAGGAAUCGUGCCAGGCAAUCAAGAAAUAUGUGGACACCACACUAGGACCCUUCAUCCUGAAUGUGACCGGUGGGGCUCGUCUGUGCAGUCAAGUCCUGUGCUCAGGCCAUGGCCGCUGUGCUCGGCGCCCCAGCCACCCUGAGGCUCUCCUUUUUCUUAAUCCUGCCAGUUUCUCCAUCUACCACAGGCCUGGUGGUGGGCCCCCCAUUCUACAAGGUGGCCCUUCACUUGAAGAUCUGAAGCAAAUGGCUGUAGAGUUCAAAUGCCACUGCUACCACGGCUGGACAGGAACCUCAUGUGAGCGGCAGAGCAUGUGGUGAUCGGGCUCAUGCUGAGAGUCACACACUGAGCACCCAGGGCUCUCUGGGCCUGGCCAGGGUCGUCUCAAGUAAGGACACAGUCACCCGAGUGAUGGUGACAGUGUCCUCAGUCACGGUCAGGCACAUUCCCCUCACACGCACACACACUUGCAGACCAAGUCUCAGGCAGACCCACAGCAUGGCCCUGGGAGGGGUAUGUCAUAAACAUCUCUCAGUGUCUCUUGGAGACACUGAACCAGACUUUCAACCGCAGCGAUCACAAGAACUAACACGCACUCUCAUGACGCCAUGUGGAAAGUAAGGCACGUACAGGGAGGGUGAGCACUUUGCCCAAGAUUGCACAGCUAGAAAGGAGACGUGAAUCCCAGGCUUUGUGACUACUGAGGUAUAGAACUGCUGGGCUCUGGGAGUGCGGUAGCGCAGCGGGUUAAGCGCACGUGGUGCAAAGCGCAAGGGCUGGAGUAAGGAUCCCGGUUCGAGCCCCCGGCUCCCCACCUGCAGGGGAGUCGCUUCACAAGUGGUGAAGCAGGUCUGCAGGUGUCUGUCUUUCUCUCCCCUUCUCUGUCUCCCCUCCUCUCUCCAUUUCUCUCUGUCCUAUCCAACAACAACAGCAACAACAACAACGAUAAACAAAAGGGGAUAAACAAAAGGGCAACAAAAGGGGAAAAAAUGGCCUCCAGGAUCAGUGGAUUCAUGGUGCAGGCACCAAGCCCCAGUAAUAACCCUGGAGGCAAAAUAAUAAUAAUAAUAAUAAUAAUAAUAAUAAUAAUAAUAAAUAAUAAGCUGCUGGGCUCCUGCUGUGUGUUGAUGGUGACCAGCCCUGUGUGUGACUCAUAAUCUGCUCAGAUGCACCAGCCUUCAAAAUAAAGCAGAUAAGACUCGUA
Molecule: messenger RNA, 2410 nt
Organism: Erinaceus europaeus (western European hedgehog)
Lineage: Eukaryota; Metazoa; Chordata; Mammalia; Eulipotyphla; Erinaceidae
Gene: HYAL1
Product: hyaluronidase 1
Exons: 4
Coding region: 219-1526 (435 amino acids)
Biological process (GO): carbohydrate metabolic process; hyaluronan catabolic process
Molecular function (GO): hyalurononglucosaminidase activity
Source: RefSeq, a predicted model, not a curated record